AGUUCGAGCUGAGAUCGCUCCGUUUCAAGACGUUGCUUGAUAAUACGAAUAGCAAUAGAAAUAUAUACAAAUAUUUGAGUGUGUGUGUGUGUGUGUGUGUAUCUGUGUGUGUGUGUCUGUAGAGACGCGUGAGGCAUCUAGUAUAUAAAACAAAGCUGAGUUCUUUUCGAUUUUUGUUUUUGUUUAUAUUUUCUUCUUUGAAUUAAAUAAUGACAUCAAAACUGCUGCUGCUGCUGCUGCUGCUGCUCGUCUCCGGCGCUUGGAGCUAUCCGUCAGCUGCGAAUCAGCAGCCGGAAUCUGUUGCAAUUGUGGCACAACGACCCAUUUUGCUUAUCCAGAACGAAAUGAGCCCCGAAGAUUCGAAGAACUAUGAGAUAACCAUACCAAAAGAUGUGAAGCCGGGCGAGCCAUGUCUGACCAUCAGUUGGAAGACCAAUCCGGAUGGCACUGGACCGGGUGAUCCCAAAAUUUAUAUGGUCAACGGUUACUUUAGGAUUGUGCCGGCUUCUGCCCAAAUGCCAAACCAGCAAUAAAAAGUUUUCUUUUUACUGAUUCAUCUGCAUUUUAAGCUUAAAACUGAACAUCUGUUUCCCAUUUAGAUUAAUAUUAAUCACUUUUAUUUCUUCGAAUUCUUAGCGAGCAUUGAUGAGUAAGCCAAGGAAUAUUUCCCUUGCAAAACAUAAAUGAAAAGUUCUGUUGCAUUUCACAAAUUAAGUUUAUAUUUGCGCCAUUCAUAUUUUAUUAAAAUAUUCCAAGCUGUGAUUCUGUUCUCCAAAAAUUGUUAGCUCCUCCUUAUGUAUUCUUGCAAUUAAAAAAUAUUAUUUAAAAUUAUAAAA
This is a messenger RNA of Drosophila grimshawi, 836 nucleotides long. RefSeq lists its product as uncharacterized. The record is from RefSeq and is a predicted model, not a curated record. Lineage: Eukaryota; Metazoa; Arthropoda; Insecta; Diptera; Drosophilidae. The transcript is spliced from 2 exons. Bases 210 to 533 code for a protein of 107 amino acids.